ACCAGGAGAGUGGAUGAUCGAGUUCGAAUUUCAUGGGUACGAUUCGAGUGGAUUAAAAUCAAAUUUAAAAGACUAUUUGAACGAUGUUGCAAGAAGCAGAGGAAGCAACGGAUUAACGGAAAACGAAUCAAAAAAAAUAAUGAGCCAGCUAUUGCUUGCAUGUAACCACUUGGAGAACUAUGGGAUUUACCAUCGCAAUUUAAAACUAGACAGUAUAGUCAUCGGCACUGAUAACAGUAUUAAAUUAAUCGACUUUGGUUUGGCAAUCAAAAUGAAGGAAAUGAACAACAUAUUGAGAAGGUUGGAUCAAUUGUUCCACCUGAAAUGUAUGGCCACGUUACUUAUAGGCCAUCGACUGCGCAAAUAUGG
Messenger RNA from Paraglomus brasilianum, 369 nucleotides. Lineage: Eukaryota; Fungi; Glomeromycota; Glomeromycetes; Paraglomerales; Paraglomeraceae. The record is from the annotation of a GenBank genome assembly.